Messenger RNA from Amaranthus tricolor (Joseph's coat), 1467 nucleotides. Its product is annotated as vicilin-like antimicrobial peptides 2-2. The coding region runs from base 30 to 1271 and encodes 413 amino acids. The transcript is spliced from 2 exons. The record is from RefSeq and is a predicted model, not a curated record. Lineage: Eukaryota; Viridiplantae; Streptophyta; Magnoliopsida; Caryophyllales; Amaranthaceae.
AUCUCAUUUAAUUAACAAAGAAUAAAAAUAUGAAGUUGAUCAGAUCCAAUUUGCCUUUAUAUUUUAUUGUGCUGUCCCUGUUUGUAGCCUCAAGUUUAGCCAUCCGUUUUCCAAACCAAGAUUCUCCAAUUCGUGAGCUAGAGCAAUGCGUUCAACGCUGCCAAAGCCAGAGCGGUGAGCAGCAGUUGGAGUGUGUACUUGAAUGCGCGGAGGAUAUUCCAGCCGAACAAAGAAGUAAUGAAGCUAACCCACAAAGUCAGCUGCAGCAAUGCAUUCAUGGUUGUCAAAGGGAACAAGGCGGAGAAAAACAGAUUGAGUGCGUUCAUCAAUGUGUUGAGAAGGUUGGAAAACAAGGUAGCAAUCAAUAUAGUGAGCUAGAGCAAUGCGUCCAGCGACGUUGUGGAUCUGGGCAAAGCAGAUGGGAACGGGCGGAGUGUGUUCAAGACUGUAUUGAAGAGCUGCAAGGAGGAGGGAAAUGGGUUAGUGAUGAUUUGCUUGAGGUUAUGAUCAACCCGUACCGUCCUGAGCAAGAGCAGUACGAAGAGUGCCGCCGCGACUGUGAAAGACGUGGUAGUCGUGGUCAGAGCCAGCAAUGGCAAUGCCAGAAGAGAUGUCAGGAAGAAUUCGAGAAGGAGAGUCAUGGGAGAGUACACCAUUUUGAUAACCAAGCUCAUUUUGAACCCUUCCAAAUUUGCCAACAAAGAUGCCAAGGAAAAACAACCCGUAGCCAGAAACUGCAGUGUGAAAUACAGUGCAUCGAAGAAUUUCAGGGGGAAAGAGGUCUUGAUAUUUAUGUUGAAGACUCUGAAAAAGCCGACAUUUAUGGUAUAUGCAUGGAUCAAUGCCGAAGACUUCCUCUUUCUGAGAGCAAUACAUGUACCUGGGCAUGUUCUCCAUUACAGUUUCUGGUUGAGAACCCGACCCGUGACCCACAACAGCAAAGGUAUCGUCAGUGUCAACAAAGAUGUCAAAAGCAAGGAAGAGGUUUUGAAUGUGAGAUGAAGUGUCAGCAAGAGUUUCAAGGACAGAAAGGCCAAGGGUCUCGUUUUGGAUUCCCGGAAGAGUCCGACAAUCGGUACCAGGACCCACAAAAACGGUUCCAAGAGUGCCAACAAAGCUGCCAAAUGCAGCCAAGGCAACAGAAAAUGCAGUGCCAAAGGAAGUGUAGGCAACAAUUCCAAACAGAAACUGGAAUUUCUCCCCGACAAGACAGCUUCUUUCCUGGAUUUCACUGGUGGUUGGUUCUAAGAGAUGAGGAGUUUUCAGAUUAACUAAUGAAUAUAAUUCCGAAGGCCUAGUUUCUGUUUAUGAAUAAAUUGUAGUUUUGUAUGAUAAGUAAUGCAUGUAGCUUUCACUUUUGUGUUCAUUUUUUUUUCUUCUGUAGUAGUGGGGGAUUAGCGUAUGUUUAGUGCUCAUCUUUCCCUCUUUUGAGAUCAAUAAAAUUUACUCGCCCAUGUGCUUCGUUAA